GGCAGAGCUGCACUGAGGACGGGACGGGACACACAGCGGAGAUCAGAUCACCGAAAGUUCUGAGGAAGAUUAUCACCUUCCGACUUCAUCACCUCCUCCUGCUGAAGACAACCGAUCAUCCUAACUUUGUGCCUGAAGAGGUCCGAGGGGUUUCUCAACAAAGCAUGAGCGUUUGAAAAUGGAAAUGGAACUUUUUCUCCGAACAAAUGCAUGGAACAUUAUUUCUACAGCAGCAUCUGGGAUGAAGCUGUUCUAGGAUUGAGCUUUAAACUCCAUCGCUACGUUCCUUAUAACUUUAAAAACUCCACAUUAUGGACUUCUCAGGUUCUUUGCCUCCACCCUCCCCAUACACCUUCCCCAUCACCCCCAAUGUCUCUAUACCUUCCCCGUCUCCCUCCCUCUCUCCAUCACCCAGCCUGGCAUCCACCGCUCUCUUCUGCUCCCUCCUCUCCCUCCUCUCCUUGCUGGGUAUCACAGGAAACCUGUACACGUUAGGCCUCCUUCUGAGGCGCAGGAGGAGCAAGAGAAGACGCGCAGCAGGGCCAUCCUGCUGCCUGAUGAGAGUACCUAUACCAUUCUGCCUCGCCAACGCCUCCUCCCCCUCCACCUCCCCCAUCUCGUCUUCUUCUUCCUCCUCCACCUCUCUUCACCUCCAGGUGCUGAGCCUCGCCCUUGCCGACCUGCUCUACCUUUUCACCGCCCCCUUCAUCGUGUACGACAGCCUGGCGUCUGGCUGGGCCUUUGGUGAGCCGGGCUGCCGCCUCCUCCUGAGCCUGGACCUCCUCACCAUGCACGCCUCCAUCUUCACUCUCACCGCCAUGAGUCUGGACCGCUACCGGGCUGUGGCUCACCCCUUGCACACCUCCUCCUCCAACUCCUCCGGCCUGCUGCGUGUGGGCCUGGCCUGGGGGCUGGCCGUGGCUCUGAGUCUGCCCAUGAUGAUCACCCUGCACCUGGAGGACGGGGAGAACCAGGAGGGCCAGCUGUGUGUGCCGGCGUGGGACGAGCAGAGCUCCAAAGCCUAUCUGAGUGUGCUGUUCUGCACCAGCAUCCUCGGGCCUGGGCUGGCCAUCGGAGCCCUCUAUGCCACCCUGGGCCGGCGGUACUGGGUGUCUCAGACCAGGCCGGCCUGGGCCACUGCGAGCAGCACUGCUUGUCCUGCCCGUGCUCCCAAACCCAAAGUCCUGCUCCUCAUCCUGGGUAUCGUUCUGGCCUUUUGGGCCUGUUUUCUCCCUUUCUGGAUCUGGCAGCUGCUGCCGCUGUACCAGCCCGACAUGCUGCGGACAGUCCCGGUGGGGACGCAGGUGACAGUGAAUCGCAUCCUGACGGGGCUGACCUAUGGAAACUCUUGUGUGAAUCCGUUCUUCUACACACUAUUGACAGGAAAGCGAAGACGCAACAGGCAGACGCUGACAUCAGCAAAUCAGCUCUGCCGCAAGAGCAGUCCACUGCAGUAGUGUGAUGUCAGUGACUCAGUGUGUCGACGGCACAGAUAAUAAUGUGAGUGUGUACGUGUGUUUACCAGUAUGCAAAUGUGUGAAAAGGUGAUGUACACAAAGGCUUUAUGAAUUUAUUAGUGCAAAGACGAUUGAUUUAGAAUCAGCCAAGGAAACAAUGAUACCAAGCAAAUGAUAGCACUUUGUAAAAUGCUUUGUGAACAGAAAUAAAUAUUCUAUUAAGAGAUUAAAUGUUAACUAUCUUUGUUUUGUUUGCCAGUGCAUAAAAGCUUUACGAGUAGACAAUAUUUCCUAUUUGGAGAUUAGAUGGGUUUUACCAGCAAAAGACGACAAUCUCAGUGUGUCACCUAUCUUUUCAAAAACAUCGGUGUUCAUAUCAAAUAAUGUCUCAACUUGCUGUAAACUUACAUGUUGAUCAUUUGGUUUUAAAUGUCUUAUUGAGAUUAUACUUGUGACUAUGGAAAUGUCACUUUUUACAUAAGUGGACACUACAAUAAUUUAACAUCAUUUAACCCUAAACUGAAAGAUCUAAGAAUAGAGAGGAUUUUUUAGUUUGUAAAUAGAUUUGUUGUCCUUCAAGCAAAUCGGUGCUACAAAAUAUUAAGAGGACAGAUUAUGUCAUAUGUUGCACAUGCACAAGCAUUUCCAGUAAAGCCGUGACGCACUUCUGCUCAUUUUCAGAGAACAAUCAGAGAACGACUGGUUGUAACUGGUCCGGACCUUGUUGAGACACCAGUUUGUUGACACAUGUUGGAGCAGGUCAACAAUCUUGGUUUGCUUCGACUGACUCAUAUAAAACAAUAUAAGUUUAUAUUAUCACGACCUGCAUGUUGGGUUUGCCAGUUUAGUUAUUAUUAUGAAUGGUGUUUUACAUGGCCUCGCCUUGUGUUGACUGUAACUGAUGUUUAUAAUAAUGCAUAAUAUACAGCCUUGAAUAAAAACUAUGCUUUCUGUAA
Messenger RNA from Hippoglossus stenolepis (Pacific halibut), 2413 nucleotides. RefSeq names its product urotensin-2 receptor 3 (gene uts2r3). Gene Ontology annotation, biological process: neuropeptide signaling pathway. The coding region runs from base 312 to 1457 and encodes 381 amino acids. The record is from RefSeq and is a predicted model, not a curated record. Gene Ontology annotation, molecular function: urotensin II receptor activity. NCBI's taxonomy places the organism in Eukaryota, Metazoa, Chordata, Actinopteri, Pleuronectiformes, Pleuronectidae. Gene Ontology annotation, cellular component: membrane. The transcript has 2 exons.